Molecule: messenger RNA, 2107 nt
Organism: Daphnia carinata
Lineage: Eukaryota; Metazoa; Arthropoda; Branchiopoda; Diplostraca; Daphniidae
Product: glucose dehydrogenase [FAD, quinone]-like
Exons: 6
Coding region: 48-1961 (637 amino acids)
Molecular function (GO): oxidoreductase activity, acting on CH-OH group of donors; flavin adenine dinucleotide binding
Source: RefSeq, a predicted model, not a curated record
UAGACCAUAUAUAGUUUUGCUUUUUAUUGUUUAUCAAGUGGAUCGACAUGCCUCUAACGCAGAUUUUCGGCAACCUCAGCUUAUGGGCUUCCUUACCAGCGUUUGUUCUCUACUACCUGUUCUACAGCUCGUUCGAACGUGACAAUCCCGAAGGCCGCGUCACUGACACCAAGACUUUCCUGAGUGAGUACGAUUUUAUCGUGAUCGGAGCUGGAUCGGCCGGAGCUGUUAUUGCUAAUCGACUGACGGAAGUAUCUGACUGGAAAGUGCUACUAUUAGAAGCUGGAGGAGAUGAAACAAUCAUCUCCGAUGUCCCUGGAACGGUCCAAUAUCUUCAACGUACCAACAUCGAUUGGCAAUACAAAACAGUGGCCCAAUCUGGGUCGUGCCUUGCUUUCAACGACAACAAGUGUAACUGGCCACGAGGCAAAGUACUAGGUGGCUCGUCCGUCCUCAAUUAUAUGCUUUACGUCAGAGGAAAUAAAAAAGAUUACGACGACUGGGCAGCUUUGGGGAACACUGGAUGGUCUUUCGACAAUGUCUUGCCUUAUUUUAUCAAAUCGGAAGACAACCGGAACCCGUACAUUGCAGCCAACACGAAAUACCACGGGACGGGAGGGUAUUUAACCGUACAAGAGCCGGCGUACACGACGCCCCUUGCCACAACGUUUGUCGAGGCCGGCGUCGAACUGGGCUACGAAAAUAACGACGGCAAUGCUGCCCAGCAAACAGGCUUUAUGUUGGUUCAGGCCACCAAUAGAAGAGGGCACAGAUGUUCGACGGCCAAAGCGUUCCUGCGGCCCGUUCGCAAUCGUCCAAACUUGUCCAUCUCCAUGCAUUCAAGGGUCCUCAAGAUAAUUAUCGACUCGUCAACUAAACAGGCCACAGCUGUUCGCUUCGAGAAAUCCGGCAAAAUCUACGAAAUUAAAGCGACUAAAGAAAUCAUCCUGUCAGCUGGAUCGGUCAACAGUCCACAGCUAUUGAUGUUGAGCGGAGUCGGACCGGCAGAUCACCUCAAUUCGUUGGGCAUUCCCGUUAUAGCCGAUCUUCGUGUGGGUGACAAUCUCCAAGAUCACAUCGCGUUAGGAGGCAUGGUCUUUACCGUAAACAAGCCCUUUGGAUCACUGGAAUCGCGAUACGUUACCCUUGCCACCUUUCUGAAUUACACAAUCAAUUCCGCUGGACCCAUGGCGUCGUUAGGUGGUUGCGAGGGCCUUGCGUGGGUCAAAACAAAAUACGCAGACAAAACGAUUGACUGGCCCGAUAUCGAGUUUCAUUUUGUUUCUGGAACGCCCGCCUCCGAUAGCGGCUAUUCUAUCCGCUACAACAAUGGCGUUAGAGACGAUAUCUGGGAAAAGUAUUACAAGCCAGUUGUGAACACGGACAUGUGGCAAGUGAUCCCCAUGUUACUUCGUCCGGAAUCGACUGGAACUAUCCGGCUGGCCUCUAGCGAUCCGUACACGGCCCCGCUGAUCGACCCGAAGUACUUUGACAAAAUUCAGGACUUGAAUGUGCUCAUCGAAGGCGUGAAAAUCGGACUGGCGUUGAGCAAAACGGAAGCGUUCCAGAAAAUGGGGACGAAAUUUUACGACAAAAUUUUCCCCGGUUGCGAAAGCUACACUCCGUGGACGGACGCUUAUUGGGGAUGCUUCAUCCGCCAUUAUUCGUCCACCAUUUACCAUCCAGCCGGCACUUGCAAAAUGGGUCCGUCGACAGACCCAACAGCUGUCGUUGAUCCCACAUUAAAAGUGUACGGAAUUAAAGGUCUGCGUGUAGCUGAUUGCUCCAUUAUGCCGAAAGUCGUGUCGGGCAACACCAACGCCCCUGUGAUUAUGAUCGGCGAGAAAGCCUCCGAUUUAAUCAAAGCCGAUUGGCCACACAAUAAAGAUAACGUCAUUACUGAACACAUUCUAGACAAGAAGUCGUCGAAGAAGAAGAAAAUGAAAGUGAAGCAUAUUUGACGGAUGUAGCCAAAAUAAUUGCGUUAAAUGGGGAGAAAGAGAAUGGUUUCCUAAUCUCUCAGUGAUGCAAGCUCCAGCGGAGCAGCAAUCGCCCAAUUGUUUGUUUAACCAAUUGAAACGUUGCCCUUUUUAUUUAAAAAAAACCU